Messenger RNA from Xyrauchen texanus (razorback sucker), 1546 nucleotides. Its product is annotated as histidine-rich glycoprotein-like. The record is from RefSeq and is a predicted model, not a curated record. The transcript is spliced from 3 exons. Bases 243 to 1466 code for a protein of 407 amino acids. Lineage: Eukaryota; Metazoa; Chordata; Actinopteri; Cypriniformes; Catostomidae.
CACAACCGUCAACAUGACACACAACCGUCAACACAACACACGACACGCAUCAGACGACACGGGCGACACGACACAGGCGUCAGAUGAGACGACACAGGCGUCAGACGAGACGACACACAUCACAGGCGUCAGACGACACAGGCGUUGCACGCAUCAGACACAUCACAUGACACAGGCGUCAGACGACACAGGCAUCAGACGACACGACACACAUCACAGGCAUCAGACGACACAGGCGUUGCAUGCAUCAGACACAUCACACGACACAGGCGUCAGACGACACGACACGGGCGUCAGACGACACGACACGGGCGUCGGACGACACGACACGGGCGUCGGACGACACGACACGGGCGUCAGACGACACGACACACAUCACAGGCGUCAGACGACACAGGCGUUGCACGCAUCAGACACAUCACACGACACAGGCAUCAUACGACACAGCCAUCAGACGACACAGGCAUCAGACGACACGACACACAUCACAGGCAUCAGAUGACACGACACAGGCGUCAGACGAGACGACACACAUCACAGGCGUCAGACGACACAGGCGUUGCAUGCAUCAGACACAUCACACGACACAGGCGUCAGACGACACAGGCAUCAGACGACACGACACACAUCACAGGCAUCAGACGACACAGGCGUUGCAUGCAUCAGACACAUCACACGACACAGGCGUCAGACGACACAGGCAUCAGACGACACGACACACAUCACAGGCGUCAGACGACACAGGCGUUGCACGCAUCAGACACAUCACACGACACAGGCAUCAUACGACACAGGCAUCAGACGACACAGGCAUCAGACGACACAGGCAUCAGACGACACAGGCAUCAGACGACACGACACACAUCACAGGCAUCAGACGACACAGGCAUCAGACGACACAGGCAUCAGACGACACGACACACAUCACAGGCAUCAGACGACACAGGCGUUGCAUGCAUCAGACACAUCACAUGACACAGGCGUCAGACGACACGACACAGGCAUCAGACGACACGACACACAUCACAGGCAUCAGACGACACGACACACAUCACAGGCAUCAGACGACACAGGCAUCAGACGACACGACACACAUCACAGGCAUCAGACGACACGACACACAUCACAGGCAUCAGACGACACGACACACAUCACAGGCAUCAGACGACACGACACACAUCACAGGCAUCAGACGACACAGGCAUCAGACGACACGACACACAUCACAGGCAUCAGACGACACAGGCAUCAGACGACACGACACACAUCACAGGCAUCAGACGACACGACACACAUCACAGGCAUCAGACGACACGACACACAUCACAGGCAUCAGACGACACAGGCAUCAGACGACACACACACACAACAGAAAUUAUGAUCGUCCAGAUGUAAAUUCACCCCAAAAUCUAAAAAUAAGAUUGAUCAUAUUUUACAUGAAUUAUUUUCCCUUUAAUGAGAAUUAAACAUGAAUGUCUUUGAGUGGUUUAGUGAGAUUCCUCUAAAUAAUCCAGAAUGAUAUUAUAAUAAAAGUUGAAAUAAUGUU